AAACAUACGUACAUGAGACUCCAUAGCCUGCUCACUUUCUUUGCAUAUUUUUCUCUCUCUCGCUUAAACUUCUCUCUUUUGUUUUUAGUAUGCAAGCCGAAGAAGCCUAGGGAAAAAACAGUGUAUUGAAGCUAAGGCAAGGAGAUGAAGAUAUUUUGCGGAUUGUGGAUUCUGUGUUAUCUGCUUGCAUUUGUGGAUUCUGUGUUAACAUGCAACACUACAGACCAAGAUUUACUUUCGAGGGCUUUCAACUCUGUCUCCAAUUUCGAUCGUUCUUGGUUCGACUCUCCAGAUUCAAACUGUUCACAUCCUCCAAUAACAGAAAUCAGGCUUCAUUCAAGGAAUCUGACAGGUAACAUUUCAUGGAAGUAUCUGAGGAACGUUACAAGGUUACAAGCAAUUGAUCUCUCCAGCAACUCGCUGCAAGGGUCUGUGCCAGGUUGGUUUUGGUGCUUACAAAGCUUAGUUGAAGUAAAUUUGUCAAACAAUCGGUUAGGAGGAAGCAUUGUUGAACCCAAUUCGAGAAAUUGUUCGUCGAUUCAGGUUCUCAAUAUCUCCGGCAACAGAUUCACUAACUCCGUUAGGCUCUCUGGGUUUUCGAAUCUGAAAAUUCUAGACAUUUCACACAAUGAUUUGGGUGUUUUGCCUUCUGGGUUUGCCAAUAUGACCAAGCUGGAGCAACUUAAUAUUUCAAGUUGCAAAAUUUCAGGGGAAGUAAGGUCUCUUAAGGUCCUUCACUCAUUGAGAUAUCUAGAUGUGUCAAACAACUCAAUGAACGGUACUUUCCCUUCCGAUUUUCCUCCCCUAGACAAUAUCAAGUCCUUGAAUGUCUCACUGAACAAUUUUACUGGACUGGUUGGUCCUGAGAAGUCUCAUAGAUUUGGCAAAUCUGCUUUCAUUCAUGGUGGGAAUUUCAUUUUCAAUACCUCAAAAACUCCCAAUAACAUCAAACCACAUUCAAAAACCCCACCUCAGAAAACCAUCCCUAGACCCCAACCCAUCAAGAACCAAACCAAAAAACACAACCCUAAAUCACGUCACAAAGAUUUCGUCAUUGGCUUGUCCUGUGCUUCCGCAUUUGUUCUUCUAUCAGUUUCCAUAUGUGGCUUUUGCGUGUACAGAAAGAAAAAAUUGACCAGGAGAAACAAAUGGGCAAUCUCCAAACCGGUUCAGCUCCAAUUCAAGAUGGAGAAGUCAGGGCCGUUCUCCUUCGAAACAGAGUCGGGCACAUCAUGGGUUGCAGACAUCAAAGAACCAACAUCCGCACCAGUGAUCAUUUGCUCUAAGCCGUUGAUUAACCUCACAUUCAAGGACCUGAUUGCCGCCACAUCACAUUUUGGUAGAGAGUCUCUCCUCGCUGAAGGCAGGUGUGGGCCCGUUUACACCGCAAUCUUACCCGGAGACCUCCACGUUGCCAUCAAAGUCCUUGAAAAUGCCAGAGACGUUGAUCAUGAUGAUGCAGUAUCAUUGUUCGAAGAUCUUUCAAAGCUCAAACACCCCAACUUACUGCCGCUCUGUGGUUACUGCAUUGCAGGUAAGGAGAAGCUGGUUUUGUACGAAUUCAUGGCCAACGGCGACCUGGGGCGGUGGCUACACGAGCUCCCCACCGCUGCUCCCAACGUGGAGGACUGGAGUACUGACACGUGGGACCAACAAAAUUGCACUGCGCCAAACGUGUCAUCCCCUGAGAAAACUGAUUGGAUUACUCGCCACCGGAUCGCCGUGGGCAUCGCGCGGGGCCUGGCGUUCCUUCACCACUCCGGGUCCAUCCACGGACAUCUCGUUCCCUCCAACAUUCUCCUCUCCGAUACUCUCGAGCCCCGAAUUUCGGAUUUCGGCCUCCGAGAUAUUAGGUCCGCGAAUAUCGAAGACGAUAAACGUAGUGUCGAAAAUGACGUGUACUGCUUUGGGGUGGUUUUGAUAGAGCUUUUGACGGGUAUGGAAGGCAGUGACGAGAGUGUGAGGUGGGUUAGGAGAUUAGUGAAGGAGGGACACGGCGUCGACGCGCUUGACUCGAGGUUGACAAUGGGUGGUGAGUCGGUGAGUGAGAUGGAGGAGACACUCCGAGUUGGGUACUUGUGUACUGCGGAGUCGAUAAACAAGAGGCCCACCACGCAACAAGUUCUGGGUCUACUGAAGGACAUACAUCCUGACACGUGUUGAGCAAAGUUGACUCUUAACUCCACGUAAGAUUUGGUCAGCCAUUGGUUACUCUUUUUCAGUUUUGUCGCCUUGUUUGUUAGGAUUCCUAAAUUUUCUUUCAUGGGUGAUGUGCAGACAAAGUAGAUAAAAAUUUGGACCCGCAAAGAAAAAGAGAAAUGAAAAAUAGACAAAAGAAGGUGGGACUAGUUUUGUUGUUGCAGUUGAAGAGAUGGAUGUUGUCGUGGCGGUUUGGUUAUACAAAGAAAUCAGAGAAUGCCACUUAUCGUUUGUCUUGUUGGGGGUGAGCGGGCGAGAGUUGGUACUUGCUUGGUAUCAUAAAAUUCUUCAAGAUGAAGCUUUGAUAUGUUAUUGGUCUUACCAUGUAGACGGGUUGAUUGUCCAAAAUUUAGAAAAUCUGCUUGUUCAAGUGAUUUAUUUGGCACAUUUUCAUCUUUGGAUUAUCAAAUUGAAGCGUUUUGAUUUUCGAAA
Tripterygium wilfordii is the source of this 2631-nucleotide messenger RNA. RefSeq names its product calmodulin-binding receptor kinase CaMRLK-like. Gene Ontology annotation, biological process: protein phosphorylation. The transcript has 2 exons. Gene Ontology annotation, molecular function: protein kinase activity; ATP binding; protein binding. The record is from RefSeq and is a predicted model, not a curated record. Bases 145 to 2163 code for a protein of 672 amino acids. NCBI's taxonomy places the organism in Eukaryota, Viridiplantae, Streptophyta, Magnoliopsida, Celastrales, Celastraceae.